Didymodactylos carnosus is the source of this 354-nucleotide messenger RNA. NCBI's taxonomy places the organism in Eukaryota, Metazoa, Rotifera, Eurotatoria, Philodinida, Philodinidae. The record is from the annotation of a GenBank genome assembly.
AUGAGCCAUAUAUGGUCCAUAAAUGAGUCAUUUAUGGCUCAUGUUUCACGGCCUGGGUUACGGUUACGGUUAACCGUUCGACCGGUUAUUUACGGUUACGGUUAUGACCGGUUACGGUUAACCGUAACCGGUGCAUGCCUAUCAGAAACAUAUUACCAAGCAAUACAUUGGUACACACGUGGAUCAUUUGUUUAUCAAAUUUUAAAUAAAGCAUUGCGUGAACAAAAUAUUGAUAUGAUUAUUUUAUUUCGUGCUUUUAUUCGUCUUUUACAUUCAGAAUUACAAGAGAAACAAAAACAUAUUUCUGAGCCUAAUCUACGGCUCUAUUGUGGACAAGCUAUGGCAACAAAUUAA